Messenger RNA from Selaginella moellendorffii, 617 nucleotides. RefSeq names its product small ubiquitin-related modifier 2-like. Gene Ontology annotation, cellular component: nucleus. The coding region runs from base 181 to 489 and encodes 102 amino acids. The record is from RefSeq and is a predicted model, not a curated record. Gene Ontology annotation, molecular function: protein tag activity; ubiquitin-like protein ligase binding. Gene Ontology annotation, biological process: protein sumoylation. The transcript is spliced from 3 exons. NCBI's taxonomy places the organism in Eukaryota, Viridiplantae, Streptophyta, Lycopodiopsida, Selaginellales, Selaginellaceae.
GACUUCGUAUCAGCUGCUGUGGUCGCAUGUCCCGUUCAAGAGCAUCAUGCAGAAGAAGCGGGUCGAGGACACAGUCUUCGCCGUGGCCCUUGUCGCCCCCGUUGCGGCUCUCUUGUUUGUUUUAAAGAGUGUCUAGUCCAACUCAUAAUACGACUAGGGUUUGUGGCGAGAGGGGGAGCUAUGUCGCAAGCGGAGGACGCAGCUACGCCGCAGGCGGAGAAGCAGGAGCAGAAGCCCGCCGAGGGCGUCCACAUCAACGUCAAAGUGAAGAGCCAGGAUGGGAACGAGGUGUUCUUUAGGAUCAAGAAGAACACCCAGUUCAGGAAGCUGAUGACCGCCUAUUGCCAAAGGCAGUCGGUGGAAGCUGAUGCGAUUGCCUUUUUGUUUGAUGGGCGCAGGCUCCGCGCGGACCAGACACCCGAGGAGCUGGAAAUGGAAGACGGCGACGAAAUCGACGCCAUGCUCCAUCAGACCGGGGGCGCCUCGUAAGCUCCUCUCGCACAUUUGUUGUCAAGCCUCUGGUUUCUAAUUGGUAUGUAGCUAAGGACUUCCCGUUUCUUAUUGUCUAUUAUUAUGCACCUGUAAUCACAGCUCCUCUAGCUUUCAGGCUGAAGUCA